This is a messenger RNA of Paramuricea clavata, 5661 nucleotides long. The record is from the annotation of a GenBank genome assembly. Lineage: Eukaryota; Metazoa; Cnidaria; Anthozoa; Malacalcyonacea; Plexauridae.
AUGCGGAUAGAUGUUUCGUUUUUGGUUGCUCGAAUGAAGCGAUGAGCGCCCUGAAGCAAAGCGAAGGAGAAAGAUAUGGGUGAACUUUGUCAAGACACAGCGUGCAAUGGACACCAUCAAAAUUCUCUGCUGUAUGUUCUGAGCAUUUUACUCCAGAGGAUUAUGAGAAAUACCUUGUUGAGAUACCUGGAACAUGAGACUAUACGCCUCAGUUAAAGAAGGACGAAACAGGUGUAGUUGUCUAUCCAAGCAAAUUCACAAGAAGCAAUCUUGCAGACGAAGUCUCCCCUCGUGACAAGCACCAGGUAUGUUUAUAUAUAUAUUUGUUUAUAUUUGUCAUUUGAUAAAUAUUUUGAUCGCGUCAUUCGUGUGCAUUGUGUCAGUAUUAAUUUGUCUUAAUUGUAUUUAUUAAUUUAUAAGUUUGCAUUUCUUUUACUGGUUAGGGAAGAAAGAAAGUCGAAAUGAUUCUGGCUGAAGCAUCUUCGUCGUAUGAAGAUAUAAAACUUGAGGAUGAUGUCGAGUCGAAAUACAAGACUAUCGACACAGAUGAGAUGUCAUGUGAUGCUAUAAUUGCUACUGAAACAACCAGGAUGCAUGUCGAUGAUGAUGAUGAUCCUAGAAAUAUAUCAUCCCUUUCGUUCGACCAGGUAUUAAAGGCUUUGUUUAUAAAGUGUAAACUAUAAAUCAUGCUAGUACUUGCUAACCAAGAAUCCAAGUCCUAUUACUGUAUUACGAUAUGCAAUAUAAUUUAUAAAUUACAGUUAUACUUUCAGAAGGUUUGUUGACAGUGAAGCCCAGACAGAGGAAUGUGUAGGAUGCAAAUGUCUAUGAAGGCGGCAAUGUUUAAAUUGAAAAAGAAAGAUUUGCACAACACUGAUCAAGGUAUUUAAUAAUGUCAAACUAUAAUUAUCUUGAGCCCAACUUUAAAUUCCUAGGACCUAAAUAACCCCAUGUUAUCGAUGGAAUAGUGGUUGCAUAAAAAAGCAAAAUAACAUGCUAGUAAACUCAAAUGCCCUCCACAUCUGUUUAGACGAUACCUACCCAGAUCCUUGCCAAGAACCACAUUGGCACAUGAUGAAGUCAUGCAUUUAUCCGACAAUGAUAUGGACACAGAUGAUGAAUAUAUGAUGGAAGAAGAUGACACCACAGAUUUGUCUGAUGACAGUGAUGAUGAUAUUGGUGAAGAUGGAGAAGAUCAAAUUUUGCAUUCAGUGAAUAGGUAUGGUAUAUUUUGUGUAGAUUUGUCUGUGAUUUAAUCAGAAUUUAUCCCUCCUAUCACACUUAUGGGAGAGAUAUGAGAGGUUGACAAAUGCUGCGAAUGAUUCUAAUGAUCCCUUAAAACCUGAAUUCAUCAGCACAGAUAAUACUGUAUGAAUUGAAUAUGGUGCUUACCACCAUAAAAUAUGCAUUGUUAGCACAAUGCAAGCCUACAAUUAACUUUAGUAAUAUCAGUUUAUAUGGAAUUAUUCAUUUAUCUAGAAAGGAUAUUACAGACAAUAUCCGCCAACAGCCGAAGUUUGUUGUGUUCCUCACACAGUUACUGUUACUGUUCAAGACUUGCUUCUUUUGCCGCCAUGAAAGUGAGCCUUCACUGAUAGUGUCACAAGUUGGAACAAUGGUAACAAUAACUGCCAGCUGCCAAAACCCAAAGUGCAAGAAAGACUUUGUCUGGAAAAGUCAGCAACUAAUGCCAGGGACAAAAAUUUAUGCAGGAAAUUUCCUGUUAUCCUUUGCUAUCUUGGUAGCUGGAUCAUCAGCAAGCAAAGUUUUGCAAGUUAUGAAGCACAUGGGACUUGCUUGCAUUUCAUUGUCUACAUAUUUUAGACAUCAACAAGUAUCAUUAGAAACACUGAAAUGCACAAAUACAUUUCUUGAUAGGAGGGUGUUGAUGGGGUAUAUUGUGAUUGCUCAAUUUUGGUUACCGUCAGUCAUGAAAACACCAAGAAUUUUACCUUGAAGCAUGAGGAAAAAUACUGUUUACGUUUCAGAACACUUUUCAGCAUGUUCAAAGAUUUACCGUUUACUAAUUUUCAGACCCCCAUCUAGACCCUCUGAUAGGUGAACAUGUUUGAAAAUAUAAAUUAUUAAGCAGGUCUGCAGGUAUAAUAUGUAAAGCCAUAAUAUACUUGAACACAAGGAUGCCAAAAUAAAAAAAAUUCCAAUUCAAUUUGUUUCUUUGGCUCUUUAUUCAUUAUUAUAGAAAGUCAUAUUGCCUUCAAUACAUCUACAUUGGAAGGAAUACCAAAAGAAAAUUGUGAACCAGGCUAAAGAAGCUGGCUCUUUGGUUUUGGCAGGAGAUCGUCGGCAUGACAGUAUGGGACAUUGUGCAAAAUAUUGUGCAUAUACAAUAUUGAGCUGCACCACAUCCAUCAUUAUUCACUUUUCCCUAGUACAGGUAAAUGAAAAGUACUGUAUUUAUCUCAAUACUUUCCAGCCUGUUAAUUAUAGGAUGGGUUGCAUGAAUCUAUUUCUUGUAUAUAUGUGAGUAAAACUAUGUGUUGGUUAUGUAGUGAUGUUCUAUUCCCCAAUAUUGAACACACCUUAUUCUACAUAUAGCGAAAUGAAGCAGGUAGCAGCCCAGCAAUGGAAUAUUUGGCUUUCCAAAACUGUAUGGGAUUCUUGUCGGGAUGUCAACUUGUGAUGUCAACAUUCGUUUCUGACAGACAUGGUUCCAUCAGCAAACACAUGAAGACAAAGUUGGCUAAUGUGAAACAUUACUUUGAUUUGUGGCAUCUGGUGUACCAAGAAAAUGAAUAGAUGGUGUACAAAUAUCAUGGGCUAAAUGAACUGACUAAAUGGUCAGACUAAAUGAACUCUAUAUCUAAAUAUACACCCUUUUCCAGAGAUAACAAAAGUACUGACAAAAGUGUCAAAGGAAGGUGGAUGCAAAGGAGUGACAGAGUGGAUAAAGCCUUGUGGCAAUCAUGUUUAUUGGAGUGCUUGUUCCACUCAUGAUGGCAACGGAACAGUUAUUUGGGCAAAGUUCAAAUCUUUCCUUAGCCACAUAGUAAACAAGCAUGACAGUUUAGAUGACCCACUGUUUUCAAGAUGUGCUCAUGGGCCAGAUAUUUCUCCCUGUGAGUAUCUAUUUGAUGGUAUGUGUCUGUCUAUAAGCAUCAGCGCUCUCCGCUUGACGAGUAAAAUCAUUGGGUAUUAGACCGAGUAAAAUAAUAAAGUAGGGCGCAUCAGGGGUACAAUGCAACUUAAUGGGUUAAUGAUGCCCAAGCUACUGUAUUUCAACAAUAAAUUUGCACAUAUACUAUGUCAAGUACUGUAGGUGUGGAAAGUUAUGAUGCUGGACAAAGGACAGCGUUUAAGAUAUUAGAACUAUCAAACUGUCAAGUACCUUCACAUUGUAUAUAAUUAUAUUGACAAUGUAUAUCUUAUUGUUUUUGUUUGUGGAAACACCACGUAAACUUAUUACUGCAAAGCUUUCGAUCCAUAAGCCCGGAUCUUCAUCAGUGCUAAUAAUAUAUCUUCAUAUGUGCUAAUAAUAUGUAUAGAUCCGGGCUUACGGAUCAAAAGCUUUGCAGUAAUAAAUUUACGUGGUGUUUCCACAAACAAAAACAAUCAUAUUUUAUCGCCAUGCAAACAUUCAAAGAACUUAUAAUGUAUAUCUUGACAAUAAAACGCAUACAAUAUAAUAUCAAUUAUACGGAUUGGUAAUUAAAAUCGAAUGCCACAUGAGCAUGUGGAAUUAUUGCUAUUAAAUUUGAUAUUUCUCUUCUCCAGAAUCAAAGGCAAACUUCUUCAAACCCAGGCUCAGAAUACACUAAUUUAUAUGAACUGAACCUAUAACAUUUAUAUGAAUUGCAAGAAAAAGAGAAAUCUAGUGCCUUGGAGAAGGAAAUGGCUCUUCAUGUUCAUGAAAGAAAUCUAAAUAAAUCUGAACAAGAAAGAUUCAAUUACCCUGGCUUUGAGAAUCAAAUUCCUCAGCAUAGUCUGCAGUCUGUUAUUCAUCGAAACAGUUUUUCACCGCUAUUUACUGACGAUAACACAAAUGCUGAUAUACCUGAUAUCCAAGAUGAACGUCAAGAGUCAAUUAAUCCCUCUUAUAAAGAUAGAGUUCAGCAUGGAAAAUCUAGAACCACUACCAAACGUACUGAGACUACUUGGCAACAGCGAGUUCUAUGGAUCAGUUGCAGAGUGUAACAAAAGAAGUCCUUAAUGAGACAGGGAACGCAAACCUACCUCGAAGUAAUAAUCAUCAUUUACAUAGUAGACCUCUUAUGAUAAAGAGCGCUCUAACACAAUAGAGCAAAACUCUCAGAACAGAAAGGAGAAAACCAAACGAUGAGUAAUAAUUGCUGGUGACUCAAUAAUUCAGCAUGUUCAUGGUUGGGAACUUUCUAAUGAGGAUUACAAUGUAGCAGUUAAGGUGGCUCAAUACAGUUUUUGAAAUAUGACAAAAUCGUGAUUUAGAUUUAAUUUUUUUAAGAGAGGUUUUUUGUUAGAAAACAAAAAUUGUACCACAUAUAUUGAGCAAUCUUCUAAGAGUUGAAAAUUGUUCACAAAAAUGAUGUCAUUGCCAUUGCUAUGGUAACAAUGACGUUUCAAUAUGGCCAACAUUUUACCUUUUAACACAUUUUAAUCGACAAAAAGGCCGGUUACCCCCAAUUUUUACUUUGUGAAACGUUUUCAUUUGGAAAAAUGAAUGAUAUGAACAAGUUUAAAAAAAUUCUGUAGAUCAGAAUUUUAAAAAAAUUAAAAAACGUGAUUUUUCGUGAUAAAUAUUUUGGAUCUACAGAAUUUUUUUAAACUUGUUCACAUCAUUCAUUUUUCUGAAUGAAAACGUUUCACGAAAUAAAAAAUGGGGAUAACUGGCCUUUUUUCAAGUAAACUGUGUUAAAAGGUAAAAUGUCGGCCAUAUUGAAACGUCAUUGUUACCAUAGCAAUGGUUAUGAUGUAAGUUAGAAGACAUGAAAGAUUACUUAAACCCUCUUACUCAUCUGAAACCAGAUAAAAUUAUUCUUCACAUUGGUACAAACAAUCUUAAAGAUGCAGAUAUGGAACCCCAGAACCUGGCUGAAGGUAUUUCUGGUCUUGCAUUACAAAUUAUUACCAACUCUCCUUCUACAAAAAUAUGUUUCUAAUUUAAUAACUUGACAAAAUAACUCAAGUCGAAUAAACAAAAUUAAUGAGACGAAUAAGCGACUUAAGGUCAUAUGUAUUAGUUAUAAUAGGUGUUUGAUAGAUAAUGGCAAUAUAGACAGAUCUUGUUUAAACAACGUGGUUUGCAUCUAAACCAUAAAGGAAGUAGUUUACUGAGUCGAAAUUUUCUUUGUCAUUUAUCAAAUUGAUGUGUAAUGCAGGUUAGUGUUAGUAAAAUUAAACUACAUGAGUCUGACUUUUCUAAGGUCAAAGGUUUCAGGAUGGCCAUGCUUAAUAUAGUCAGUUUACUAAAACAUAGACGAGUUUUGUAUUUUACUCGCAACUUUGAAAUUUGAUAUUCUAGCAAUUAAUGAAACGAGAUUAGAUCGAUCCAUUUCUGACGAUCUCGUAAGUAUUCCAAAUUAUGAUAUAAUUCGUUUUGAUCGUAAUAGACACGGAGGUGGGGUUUGUUAUUUUCGUAAAUAAUUCUAUAAGAUCGAUCCACUUCUGACGAUCUCGUAAGUAUUCCAAAUUAUGAUAUAAUUUGUUUUGAUCGUAAUAGACACGGAG